Messenger RNA from Psylliodes chrysocephalus, 1968 nucleotides. The record is from the annotation of a GenBank genome assembly. NCBI's taxonomy places the organism in Eukaryota, Metazoa, Arthropoda, Insecta, Coleoptera, Chrysomelidae.
CUGAACGUCAGUCACAUGUCAGAAACGUGCAAAUCAAAUGCAAGUAAACGCAUGUCCCUGAAUCAUUUAUAUUUACCAUACGACAUAGUUCCGAAUUCAGUUAAUUUGUGAUAAGAUGUGGAGAAGUUCGUGAUCGAGAAAUCGAGUGCUAAUCAAAUAAUUUCGUUUUCGGGUACAGAAACCGCCUGUUCUAACACACACCAAGAAUGGCCCUUUUACUAACAGUGGUGUCAAUAACAGGAUCAAUCCUUUUGACUCCUUUUUUGAUGUUAUUGGUUUGCAUUAUAUUCCUGGCAUCUAUCGGCAAGUCUAUUGGGGUGAGAAGGCUGUAUGUGAAGACUUUGUUGAUGAUUUUUGAGUAUGGAAGGAAAGACAUCGAAACAGCACAAAAGAACCGAAAAUUGGAAAACAACGAAGACAUCGACGAAGGUUACAGUGAGGAAAUAACAUCGCCGGAAAAAAAUACGGAAAACUGUCCCCCGUUAUCCAAUGGCUCGGCGAACGGUGGUAGUAGGGGUAACACCGUCAUCGACAGGGACGAAAACUUGGUUUUCGUACCCGAACCCCCACAGAAUAAGACUGAAGAGAAGACGUCGGAGGAUGUUAUUUUGGAACCCAAAGAGAAGUACAAGGACUUCGAAUUGUCCAACGUGUUCGAUUACGUCAAAGUAGGCGUAGAGGCGAUCAUCGAAGACGAUGUCACGUCCAGAUUCGAGGCUGAGGAAUUAAAAAAUUGGAAUCUACUGAUUCGCACGAACAGAGGCUACGAAUUCAUUUCCUGGAAACUGACGUUCAUAUGGCUAUGCGGCUUCUUCAUUAGAUACUGUUUCUUAUUCCCGUUGCGAGUUAUAAUAUGUUUCUUUGGGUUCGCCUUACUUGUAAUCUCGACGUUUUCGUUGUCCUAUUUGCCGAAAGGAAGCUUUAAGAGAUGGAUAAACGAACAGUGUUACAAGAUGAGUUUUCGCAUUAUGUCACAAUGUAUCUCCGCCGAAAUUAUAAUACACAAUAAACAAUGGCGGCCGACUAGGAGCUCUGUGUGUGUGGCCAAUCAUACAUCGCCGAUCGACGUUAUGAUUUUGUCCUCCGAUAAUUGUUAUUCUCUGAUUGGACAACGUCACGGCGGAUUCCUCGGAAUAUUCCAGAGAGCGCUGGCAAGAGCUUCUCCUCACAUUUGGUUCGAGAGGUCAGAAACAAGAGACCGGCAUGCCGUGGCGAAAAGAUUGAAAGAACACGUCAGCAAUCCUAAGAAUCCUCCGAUUUUGAUUUUUCCUGAGGGUACGUGCAUUAACAACACUUCCGUGAUGCAGUUCAAGAAGGGUAGCUUUGAAGUGGGCAGCGUUAUCUAUCCCGUCGCCAUCAAAUAUGAUCCCAGAUUUGGAGACGCCUUCUGGAACAGCAGCAGGUUUUCAAUGGUACAAUACCUAUAUAUGAUGAUGACCAGUUGGGCCAUAGUGUGCGAUGUUUGGUACCUACCUCCAAUGUACCAACAAGAUGGCGAAACCGCCAUCGAUUUUGCUAACAGAGUCAAAAGUGUCAUCGCCAAGCAGGGCGGCCUAGUAGAUUUAAUGUGGGACGGUCAAUUGAAAAGGGUGAAGGCAAAGACGGAGUGGAAGGAGAGGCAGCAAGAGGAGUUUUCGAAAAGACUAAAAGCCGAAUAAGCUUAAAAAUAGAUGAUAGAGAUAAUUACAUAUUAUGUCAAAAUCUAUAUCAAUAAUUUAUAUAUAAAAAGAAAACGGUAUGAUCGAGAGCGUGAACUUAAAAACAACCAAUUUUAUUGUAAUUUUUUUAUGAUAGCCAGUCUAGUCUGCAGUUUUUAGAGGAAGAACGUGAUAUUAUGAUAUUACCAUAUAGUUUUUUUUUCUAAUAGGUACUACGGGUAAAAAAUACUAAAAAAAUUAAUCUGGGCAGAUAGCAGUAAAAUAAACACAAAAAACAUAGUUUCCUUAUAGAAUACUCUGUAUGUAAUAA